Molecule: messenger RNA, 1669 nt
Organism: Apis mellifera (honey bee)
Lineage: Eukaryota; Metazoa; Arthropoda; Insecta; Hymenoptera; Apidae
Gene: Hr83
Product: nuclear receptor subfamily 2 group E member 1
Exons: 6
Coding region: 204-1259 (351 amino acids)
Biological process (GO): cell differentiation; anatomical structure development; regulation of transcription by RNA polymerase II
Molecular function (GO): zinc ion binding; RNA polymerase II cis-regulatory region sequence-specific DNA binding; nuclear receptor activity
Source: RefSeq, a predicted model, not a curated record
UCUCUCGCGAUCAGUCUAACCAUAACCGUCCUCGGUGACGAGUCGAGUUCGAUCGAAUUCGUUCUCGCGUCUCCCUUUUCCUUCUUUAGGAAUCAUCGAUUACAAAUAUUACGAGUGAUAUUAGUGAUCAUUAAAUUCUUGAAUCUACUAUCCAUCUUUGAUAUCAAUUUCACCUUUUAUUUUUCUCAUCUCGUAAUAGAACGAUGGGAAGAACGUUAUCGACAACGGUUGCUUGCAAAGUUUGCGGCGACCGAUCCUAUGGCAAACAUUACGGAGUUUACUGUUGCGACGGUUGCUCGUGUUUCUUUAAGCGAUCAGUGCGCCGUGGUGCCCUCUUUACUUGCAUAGCUGGCAUUGGAGCAUGCUUCGUCGAUAAAGCGAGACGUAAUUGGUGUCCAUAUUGUCGCCUGAAGAAGUGCUUUACCGUUGGCAUGAACACGGCAGCCGUUCAAGAAGAGAGAGGGCCACGCGUUCGAACCAAGAUCGCAGCCGUCGCUCGCGAUUUCUUUCGCAUUUCGUCGUCGUCGCCGACGCCACUGCCACCACCGGUAUCUCUUUCCUCGUCGGAAUCAGGAAUCGCAACGGCCAUUUUAACAACGAAGAAUACAGUGAUGCGAUACCACGCGAGCAACGCUAGCGUCAAUACCGCCGGAAUCUCUUCCUCAUCGACCAGACAAAUCUAUUCUCCUCCUCAAUCUCCCAAGAUUCUUUCUACCGGAGAUACGAUACGAUAUGAAAUCGCGGCUCGGAUAUUCUUCGCGACUGUCCUAGCUGCUCGACAACAUCGAGAAUUUUCUAUGCUCGAUCUGGAGGAACAGAAUAAAAUUCUUCGAAGAGGAUGGGCUGCGGCGUUUGUUCUACGAGCCGCGAUCUGGCCGAUCGAUCUGACCAAUUUUCGAAAUACGAGCACAUCCAACGACGACACCGUGAACGAUGCUAUAUUCGCGGCAAGAGCCGUCAUCUCUAGCUUACAACCUGAUCGAAUCGAAUUCUCGGUUCUGGAAACCUUGAUUCUCUGUCGACCCGAAAUCGCUGAAACGAUGAAUGGCAUUCGUUUAACGUCGCGGGCAAUGGACACCGCGGUGGAAAUUCUGGCUCGGCAUCUUGCUGGUAAAACCGAAUCAUCGGUCAGAGUGGCCAAACUUAUGCUCAUCCUUCCUAUUUUGACUGCUUCCUGUCCCCGGAAAUUAGCCAACGAUCUUUUUGCACCUAUUAUCGGAGACAUUGAUCUUGAAAAAGUAAUCGCGUCUGUGCGUUGAUUCUAUUUCUAUCUUUUUUUCUCUCAAGGAAAUCUAGUCACAAUUAUGUAAUUCUAUUUUUCUUAAUUCUUUUCUUUUUGAACUUUAUCGUGUAUCUUAAUCGAAUACAAUUCUGGUGUAUCGUUCUCGAUGUAUUCAUUCAUCAUUUAUUGAAAUAACUAAUAUAUUCUAUGUAUAUUCUAAUUUCCUUAACCUCACUUUUUUAAUUUAGCAUAAUACAAUAUCAAUUGAAGAACGAACAUUGAAUGAAGAAAUCGUCAUUGGCUUUUAUUUUCUUUGGCACUUUAUUGACAUAAAUGUAACAAUCUUAUGUUGCAUAAUAUGUACAAUUAUUUAUAAUAAUAUGGCGCAUUGAAAAACACGAGAAAGAAGCAUAUCAACUUUUAAUAAAAGUUUGCGGUGAUCCUUUA